AUGACAUCGUCAGGAGGCGGGUUGUGGCAUCCAGACUCUCAACCGACGCAACUGAUGCGACGCGACAUCGAUCGCCAUUCACGCCGGCUGAAGGACGUUCUCCUCGAAGAUCGUUUGCGGAAGGAGUUUCUCGGUGGUGUCGCGAAGCAGGAUGCGAAAGCUGUCAAGGCCCUCGUUUCGGCGAAUGCUGAGAACGCUUUGAAGACGCGCCCGAAGGGCUACGAUGCUGAUCACCCUGACAUCGAUCUCUUGCGUCUGCGCAACUACACCAUCGGCCGCAAACUGAACGACAGUGAAGUCGUCGGUCCGCACGGUCUCGAUCGAAUUGCCGAGCUCCUGUCGUGCAUGAAGCCAUUCAUUACCUACCUGAACUCAGUUGUGAUGCCUGACGAACCUGCUUCUGCUUCAGAUGAUGAGGAUGAGGAGGAGGAUGAAAAUCAGAACGAUGGAGAAUCAUCAGACGAGGAGGGCAGUGAAUGA
Messenger RNA from Saxophila tyrrhenica, 480 nucleotides. RefSeq lists its product as uncharacterized. The coding region runs from base 1 to 480 and encodes 159 amino acids. The record is from RefSeq and is a predicted model, not a curated record. The transcript is spliced from 3 exons. Lineage: Eukaryota; Fungi; Ascomycota; Dothideomycetes; Mycosphaerellales; Extremaceae.